This is a messenger RNA of Entamoeba histolytica HM-1:IMSS, 1764 nucleotides long. Its product is annotated as ARF GTPase activating protein, putative. Bases 1 to 1764 code for a protein of 587 amino acids. Gene Ontology annotation, molecular function: GTPase activator activity; protein binding. The record is from RefSeq and is a predicted model, not a curated record. The transcript has a single exon. NCBI's taxonomy places the organism in Eukaryota, Evosea, Mastigamoebida, Endamoebidae.
AUGUCAAGUUUUGUAAGAUUUAACACAAAAGAGAUAGACGAUAUUCAUCACCCAUUAUUCCAAACAAAAAUAAAAACAACUCAAGACAUAAUUCAUAAUGCAUUUAAAACAGAAAAAACAAUGUCUGAAACACUGAAUAAAGUUGUUUCACGGGGAAGUGAAUAUUUAUCAUAUUUACAAGAAGUUAUAGACACGUUUGAUUCAUUUAGAGAUAUGACGAAUGAAAGUGAGGAAUAUAGUUCAUUUCUUGAUUCAACAAGAAAGUCAGUUGAAAGACAACGUCAAUUUCUUAUGAAAGUGAUUGAUUGGAAAAUACAAAUGGAUUUAAUGAUUAAUAAACAAUCAACCAAAUUUGAGACAAGUGAAAAAGAAUAUAAUAAAGAGAGAAAAGUUUAUGACACUGAAUUUAAUAAAUUAGUUAAAUCAAAAACUAGUUUAAAUGAACGAGUUUUUUUUUUAGAAAAAGGAAUAGAAAAUGCUACUAUACAAUUUUGUGAAGAAAUGAAUAUAACAAUAUGGAAUUUUGGUCAAGUCAUUCAAUCUAAUGGAAUUCAAUUCAGUGAAUUAAUCAAUGAAUGUAUUUCAGAUUGUAAUAAAAAUAAUACUAAAUCAACACCAUCUAAGAAAAUUAUAUUGCAAGAAGCAACAAAAGAAAUUGUACAACUUCCUAAAAACAAAAAAGGAGGAAUAUUAGUAAGUAAAGGGAAAUUAGGAUUAGGAAUACGACAAUACUAUUAUAUAAAAGGAAAGAAUUUAAUGAUAUUUAAUGAAAAAAAAGGAGAGAGUAUUGUUACUGAUAUUCUUACAUCAUUAGCUAAACCACAAAGUGAUAAUCAUUCAUUUGAAUUAAUUACACCAAGUCAACAAGAUAUUUAUUAUACAAGUUGUUUUAAUGAAAUGGAAAGAUGGAUUAACAUGUUUGAUAAGGUUAAAAAAGAUAUUGAAUAUUACAAUGACAAAAAUGAUAUUAAUGAAAGUAUUAAUCCAAUUAAUCUUACUAAUAUGAUUUGGAAAAUACCUGGUAAUAAUCGAUGUGCUGAAUGUGGAAAAUUAGAACCAGAAUGGAUAUCAUUAAAUUUAGGAAUUGUUAUUUGUUUAGAAUGUUGUGGAGCACAUAGAAGUCUAGGUGUAAGAGUAUCACGAGUAAAGUCAUUAUUAAUGGAUAAGAUUGAAGGAGAAUCUAUAAGCAUUGUAAGAAAUCUAGGAAAUAAUUUUAUUAAUUCUAUUUAUCAAGCAAAUGGUCAUGGUUAUCUUAUUCAUGAGAAUGCAAAUGGGUCAGAGAGAUAUAAUGCUGUUCAUGAAAAAUAUAUUGAAAAAAAGUUUAUUAAGAAAGAAUGUCAAUUAAACAUUGAAAAUGAGAUAAAAAAAGGAAACAUUCAAGGUGUUGAAGAAUGUAUUUCCAUUUAUGGAAAUCAAAUCAUUAAAGAUAACUAUUUGACUCUUGCCACUCGAUGUAAUAAAGAGGAUAUUGUAACAUUAUUACUUUUGAAUGGAUGUAAUGUUAAUACCCAAGAUGAACAAGGAAAUACUCCACUACACAUUGCUUCAGAAUUAAAGAAUGAUCAAAUGAUUUUAAUAUUAAUACGACAUGGUGCAUCUCUUAACAUUACAAAUAAAGAAAACAAAUUACCAAUUGAUAUUGCGAAAGAUGUGUCAUAUGAUUUUGGUCAAAAAAUACUUACACCAGACUGUCCAAAAGAAUUGAUGACAUUAACAUUAGAUAAGAAAGAUAAUGAAUAUCUUUAUUCAAUUUGUUCAGAGUGA